This is a messenger RNA of Hyla sarda, 2337 nucleotides long. Its product is annotated as vomeronasal type-2 receptor 26-like. Lineage: Eukaryota; Metazoa; Chordata; Amphibia; Anura; Hylidae. The transcript has 6 exons. The record is from RefSeq and is a predicted model, not a curated record. The coding region runs from base 1 to 2337 and encodes 778 amino acids. Gene Ontology annotation, biological process: G protein-coupled receptor signaling pathway. Gene Ontology annotation, molecular function: G protein-coupled receptor activity. Gene Ontology annotation, cellular component: membrane.
AUGAGAGAACCACACAACUUCCUUUCAGAAAUGUUGAAAGCUAAAAUUUGGUUAAGCCAGGACAAUAUGUGGAAAGAGGAGGAUGUAAGAGUAGCAGUACAACGUGUCUUACAUCUUCUGUCCGGCCCGGAUAAGAUGAUUCCGAAUUAUUCCUGUAGGAGCCAUGGCCAGCUGGCUGGUAUCAUUGGAGAUCACCAUUCAUCUACCACUAUUCCAGCAGCACAAAUCCUUGGACCAUAUGGAUAUCCUCAGAUCAGCUAUGGAGCCAUCGACCACUCUCUAUCUGAUAGACGCCUCUAUCCACAUGUUUUCCGCACAGUCCAAAGUCACCAUGCCCACAAUUUGGCUAUAACCAAACUGUUGAAGCACUUUGGCUGGACCUGGGUUGGGAUCAUAGUAUCGGAAGAUGAUGCCGGAGAGAAUGAACUGCAGAUACUAACAAAGUACAUGAGAGAACACGGGAUCUGUGCCGCCUUCACCAUAAAAUUUAACAACAAAAUUGUCGACUCUGAUGACCAAACUGUACAGAUUUUACAGGAUCCAAAAGUCAGUGUCAUUAUAAUGUGUGGGACUUACUAUGGCUAUGGAAGUCAAAUACUAUUUCAGUAUAGAUUUCUAUUUAUUAACAAAACUCUCAUCCUUCCACCAUCCUGGGCCUCCAGUUUCGUCAGUUCAGAUCAAAUGCACCUAUCACUAAAUGGAAGUCUAACAGUGGAAUUUUCAUCACAACCUUUUCUCGGAGUGGAAAAUUUUGUGAAAAACUACAGGAAAAUCCCCAAAACGUACAACAGUUACAUGACUAAGCCCCUUUGGGAAGCCUUAGAUUUCAUGGCAGGAAAUGGGAAUAAUGAUUUCUUCAUUUCCAUCAAUAUCACCUACAAUAAAGAUGACAGUGUAACAUUUACUACACCAAGUCUGAGAUAUUACCUGUCAUCAGGCGUCACUCCAAGAUUGUAUUACGCAGUAGAAGUCCUGGCAAAAGCUCUACAUGAAAUGUUCUUAUAUAUAAAAGACAAAUAUCAAGAAAAUUCAAUAACUGGACUUAUACAACACACACAGAAGUUACAGCGCUAUAUACAGAUGAUGAAGUCUUCACCGGAUCCAAUGAGACCUUCAUAUUACUUUAAUGAACAGGGAGAAGCUGUACAUCCAUAUAAGAUAAUAAACCAUUUUUAUCUAUUGAUAUACAAGGACAUAUUUUUCGAGGAACGUCAGGUUGAAGUAGGAAAUUUUACACCAUGGGUGAUCAGUGGUCAAAAGCUUUACGUGAAUAACCAGAAUAUAACAUGGAGAAACACACAGGAGAUCCCAGUAUCCCGCUGCUCAGAUCCAUGUUUACCGGGAAGUUGGAAAAAGGUGAGAUCAACAAUCCAUACCUGCUGCUAUGACUGUGUCCCAUGUUCAGAAGGAGAGAUAUCCAAUAUAACCGACACUGACAAGUGCAUUAAAUGUCCAAGUGAUGAAUGGCCAAAUGAGAGGAGAGACCGAUGCCUGCCCAAAGUCAUGGAUUUCAUCUCUUACCAAAAUGACACAAUGGCUUCUGUAUUCUCCUGUGUCUCCAUCUUCGGAUGUCUUGUGACUGGCUCCAUAUUUGGAAUAUUUAUCUCCUACCGGGACACUCGUAUUGUUAAAGCUAAUAACCGGAACCUGAGUUAUAUCCUCCUGGUCUCCAUCCUCCUCAGCUUCCUCUCUGUCUUCUUGUUUCUUGGUCUUCCCAGUGAUGUCACUUGUAGAUUACGUGAAACCAGUUUUGGAGUCUUCUUCUCAGUCGCCGUCUCUUCACUUCUCGCCAAGACUGUUAUGGUUUGUGUUGCUUUUAAAUCCACCAAGCCUGGAAGCCCCUGGAGAAAAUGGCUGAGUGUGAAGCUGCCCUAUACCAUAGUGUUGUUGUGUUCUUCCAUUCAAGUUGUAAUCUGUGUUAUCUGGUUGUCUAUCUCUCCCCCAUUCCAGGACCUGGACACUCACACUUAUCCUGGGAAGAUCAUCAUUCAGUGCAAUACAGGCUCGGAUAUCUGGUUCUACUCUGUGUUGGGUUAUCUGGGGUUCCUGGCAGCGGUGAGCUUUGUUCUGGCUUUCAUGGUGAGGACAUUACCGGACACUUUCAAUGAGGCCAAGUACAUCACCUUCAGCAUGCUGCUGUUCUGCAGUGUCUGGAUCGCCAUGAUCCCGGCUUAUCUGAGCACCACAGGGAAAUCCAUGGUGGCUGUGGAGAUCUUUGCAGUAAUGGUGUCCAGUGCUGGACUUUUAGGGUGUGUGUUUUUCCCAAAAGUUUAUAUAAUUUUAUUUAUAUCUGAACUAAAAAGAAAAACUGACCUUCUGGGGAAAAGGAAGGAAUGA